Parnassius mnemosyne (clouded apollo) is the source of this 1437-nucleotide messenger RNA. The record is from the annotation of a GenBank genome assembly. NCBI's taxonomy places the organism in Eukaryota, Metazoa, Arthropoda, Insecta, Lepidoptera, Papilionidae.
AUGAAGUAUAUAUUAAUAUUAUCAAUAAUUUUUAUUUUUAAGAACAGAAGUGUUGGUGCCAAUGAUAUAUUUCAUUAUGUUACAGAGAAAAUGAGUAACUUUGUUGAUACAAUUAUGUAUACUUUUAGAAAUAUUGGUGAUCGAGUAUCCCAAUUCUUUCAAAGUCAUGUGAAAAUUAUAAAAUCAACGAAAGGGCCAAAAAAGUAUUAUAAAAGUGAAAGAAGCGUGAGUACUCACAAACCCAUUAAAUUCACAACUAAAGAACAUACUACAAUCAGUGAAGUAAUUCCUUCGCGUCACUUCAAAAAGAAAUCUGAACCAACGUCGUACAUGACAGCACCUCAACUUAUAACUUUACAUGGGAGGCGAGUGGAAUCGCAUAUUGUAUUAACUGAAGAUGGAUAUUUUUUGACUUUACAUCGAGUAAUGACACCACAUGUUCAAAGCAGUUCGGAGCUUAGAAAUAAAACAGUACUGUUACAUCAUGGACUGCUUGGAAGUUCUGCUGAUUGGGUUUUACUUGGACCCAAAAAAUCUUUACCUUACCUUCUCUCUAACCUUGGCUACGACGUGUGGAUGGCAAAUGCAAGAGGUAACAUUUAUUCACGUGGACAUGUUUCGAAAAAUACCAAUUCACCAGAUUUUUGGAGGUUCUCUUGGCAAGAAAUGGGACAGUAUGAUUUACCAGCAAUUAUUCAUUAUAUUAGAUUAGUAAAAAAUACUAGCGACCCUAUUAGUUACGUAGGACAUUCUAUGGGAGCUACAGCUCUUCUUGUCUUACUAUCAACUGAACCCAUUUUUAAUUCUUACCUCAGUAUUGGAAUUUUGUUGGCACCACUUGCGUUUAUGGUGAAUAGCCAGGGGCCACUAAGAAUGUUUAGCCCAGUUGCUUCUCGACCACCACCAUUGCUUUUGCAAGUUAUGGGCGAGGGAGAAUUUAUGCCUUCAAAGGAAACUCCUGAUUGGAUGGCAUUUCGACAUUGCACUGGUCCUCAAAUAUUUUGUAAAAAUCCACUACUGUAUCUUACUGGUGGAGUACUUCAAGAACAAUUUUGGGAUGAAGGCUUAAAGAAUAGAGUACUGAAUCAUGUUCCAGCUGGUGGUUCAACUUACACUAUUCUACACUAUGCCCAAAUUGCUAAAAAUGGAAAAUUUCAUAAGUUUGGUGAUAUCAUCGCCGAGUUUCCUCUAAAUAGAAUAAGUUUACCAAUAGCAUUAAUAAGUUCUAGCGACGAUUGGUUGGCUACUGUACCAGAUGUUAAAAGACUUUAUUUCGGUCUUUCAAACCCCAUUGAUCAUCAUGUUAUUAGAAAUAACAAUUUAAGUCAUACAGAAUUCGUAUGGGGACCAGGUGCUGAUAUUUUGGUGUUCAGAAAAGUUAUUGAUUAUCUUCAAAAUGGAUUAAGUUUGAGCGUGAUCAAGUUAAAUGUAGUUUAA